This is a messenger RNA of Piliocolobus tephrosceles (Ugandan red Colobus), 3433 nucleotides long. RefSeq names its product stimulated by retinoic acid gene 6 protein-like. Bases 1 to 1896 code for a protein of 631 amino acids. The record is from RefSeq and is a predicted model, not a curated record. The transcript has 18 exons. Lineage: Eukaryota; Metazoa; Chordata; Mammalia; Primates; Cercopithecidae. Gene Ontology annotation, cellular component: plasma membrane. Gene Ontology annotation, biological process: vitamin A import into cell. Gene Ontology annotation, molecular function: signaling receptor activity; retinol transmembrane transporter activity.
AUGCUUGUGGAAUCCCCAGAGGAGUCCUCUUCUCUGAGAUGUCUGAGGGAACAGACCAGGCAGUUAAAUGGCACCUGUACCAGCUCGGUGAACAUGGAGCUCUUCCUUCAUUACUCCCUCAUCCCAUCACUCUUCAUCAUUUUGAUCUUGUCCUUCCUCCAAAGACGAGAGCAUCGUAAACAGAGAGAUGAUACCUCUUACCUGCUGGGGAACCACUUUGGCAUUAUCAUGCCUCUGGACUUCGUGGGCACUUUCAGUAACCGAUGGUCCUAUGGAAUCGCCUUUGGGGCCACAGCUAAUAAGGUCAUGUUUUUGUUCUCAGAAGGCUACCAGCCCCUGCAGAUCCCGCAGUGGGCCCAAGCCUUUGAGCUUCUGAUUGGAGGCAUUGAAGUCGGCCUGUCCCAUUUCCCCUUCUUUGCCUGCCUCUCGUCGGAGUUCCAGCUGGUCAGCUCCAUCCUGGGCUUCUGCUACUCUCUGAUCUGGUUUGCUGUCACCGUUCUUCAAGUUUCACAGUGUCCCCACGGGCAGUUUGUGGGGAAGUAUGAGACCCUCAUGUUUUACUGGCCCUCGCUGCUGUGCCUUGCCUUCCUGCUGGGACGCUUCCUGCAUAUGUUUGUCAAGGCUCUGAGGGUGCACCUCGGCCGGGAGUUCCAGGUGGAAGAAAAGUCUGUCCUGGAAACGCACCAGGCAGAGCACGUCAAGCAGCUCCUGAGGACACCCCGCCCUCAAGAGAAAAAAAAGUCUUGGUUCCAAACCAGGAUAUAUGAGUGGGAUCCCUGCUUUCAAUUUCCAAGCAGAAUGAUCGGAACCAUUGUGUUGGCAUUCAUCUGCCUGUAUCUUUUCAUUGUCAUCGAGUUCUGCGUGUUUGUGUAUGUGAGAGAUGAGUUGGACGUGUUUGAAAACAAGCUGGAGAGCUACAUCACCUUCACGAACCAUUCAGGGGUCCUGACCCCAGUCAUCCUGCAGGUGAAAGAGCUGAUCAGCGUCACCAAAGGAGUCUGGGUGGCGACCAUUUUGCCUGCCUCUCUCACGUGUGUGAGCUAUCUGUUCCACAUUUUGGUCUGUUAUAGAAAGCACAUAAAGAGGCUUUGGGCAGGAGAUAAACAUUUUCUUCCUUUGAAGUUCCAUAACCCGGCCUCCUCAGCGAGCGUGGUGGCCAUUGCAAGGUACUCUGGCUGGCAAAUAGCCUAUAUUCUAUGGGGCUACCUCAUCAUUCACGUGGUGCAGAGCCUAUGUGGCAUGGCAAUCAUGUACGGCCUGGUGCUGCCCAUCGUUCACAACCAGGGCCUGGAGAUGCUGCAAGGGCUGGGCAUUGGGAUCCUCACCAUAUCCAUCGUCGUGGGUCUCAUGAUCCUGCAGAUGUGGAUUGCUGCCAGCUUCUUCCUACAGCCAAAACUGGGCACAGCUGACAAGCAGAAGCCCCUGGCUCUCAACAACAGGAAAGUGUUCCACAACUUCAACUACUUCCUGUUCUUCUACAACGUGCUACUGGGUCUGGGUGCCUGCCUUUCUAGGCUGCUCAUCAGUUGCCUCCUUGGCACAUGGCUGAUUGCCCGCAUCGACAGGACUAUCAUGCAGAAUGGCUAUGAGGGAGCAGACAUGGGGUUCAGUGCAUGGAUCGGGAUGCUCUAUGUGGACCAUUAUCACACCAACCCUGUGCUCGUCAGCUUUUGCCACAUCCUGAUCGCAAAUCACAAGGAGAAGAAACUGCAGCAGACCACCAAAUACUGGUGCCUAAAUCAAUCGGCAGGUCCCCGUGUCUCAGCUAGGUCCAGAACAAGGUGGUUCCUGUUGCAGACCCUAAUCAACAACCCAAGACUCAUCAUACACAGAAAAUUAAAAUCAGGGCACAGUUCCCAGGAAUCCCAAAUUCUGAUGGCAUGCUUGGAGAGCUGACGCUGGCCCCCAUCAUCUGCUCCAAAGCCAGGCUAGGACAUCUGCCACCAAGAGAGGGCUCAAUCUAAGCAGAAGCUGUCCCCUGCAAUGAAAUGGGAUGGCACAGCACCAUCCAUGCAGAUGGCAGACAAUAUUGGCCACUCAUGGGGUGGCCACCUGGGCUGAGGAAUGAAGUCUCAGGACUAUUUCACUCCCUUGGCAAAAAAGAUUAAAAAACUAAAGAAAAAUCUGUUGAACAAACUUUGCCCAUUAAUGACUUUCACUAUCCGUUGUGGGUAGGCAUCCUUGGAGAGUUACCUGUUAAAAGCACUUAGUUUACCUACAAAGCAGAAUUUUAUGUCAAUGGAGAAGGUGGUAAAAUGUGUACAUCAGGAGAGUUUAACCAUCAGAUACCAUUUUUCUCUGGAACAGAAUGUGGAUUUCAGUAUCCUCAUUGCUUCCUUCUUGCCAGGCUUUAUGGUGGAUGUGAGAGAAGGAAAUCCAUGAUCCUGGCCCCAAUGUUGUUGGACAAGCAGGCACACAACAGGCUUUCUCUCCCAUUGCCACUGGGAUGAGGAAUGGAUCAGAGCUAACUUGGGCCUUAGUCAUAAAGCAGAUGUACAGAUUCUCUCUAAUAAGGGUGGGAUUACUUGGAAAAGCCACCUGUCUGAAGAUACAAAGACAGGGUAAGCAGGUAUUCUAGGUGGGGGAUCACAAGAGUAAAGUUGUGUGAGCAAGCAAGCCCCAAGCAUGUUUGAGGAAGGUGAGUCAUGUGACAUGUCGUGGUACAGAGCUCUAGGGGCUGGCCAGGACCAUCCCAAGAAGGGCCAAACGUUGUGCCAGGAGGCUUGGACAUUUGUCCUGUGCAAAGCCCAGUACUUAACCACAUUUCAUGCUGAAACACAAAAACCUGGCCCAGAACUUGUACAAAAUCUGUCCAUUCAAAAUUCCUUAUGAAGCUUCUGCAGUUAUUAUGAGGAUCCCACCAACAGGGCAAAGGGGAAUCCCCAUUCCCCUCAUGAGUCCAAGAGCAAUUGUAAUUCAGUUGUUAUUGUUAAGCACCUAAUGUAAACCUAGUCCUGUUGCUAGGUGUUUGCCAGCAUUGUCUCUUUUUAGUUUAAUCUCUAACUGAGCUUUAUCAUCCUGCUUUUUAGAAACUGAGAAAACCAAGACUCAAAGUGUUGGGAUUCCCAUGCCACCACUUUGUAGGUGUGUGAUAGCAGCCCAAUUACUUUGCCUUUAUUCACUUUUCUUAUCUAUAAAAAGACAGUAAUACCCCCUAACACCUAAAAUUGUUUUGAGGAAAAAAAUAAGUUAAUAGAGGCAAACACUCUUAAGAUAGUGUCUCACACAUCCUAAACUCUCAAUAGAUAUUAGCUAUUGUUAUUUGUCAUAUAACACUUUGUGAUGAUCUGGUUAAUAUCUGCUCACCCUCUCACUAAAAUAUCAGCUCCAUGAAGAAAGAGGCCUUCUCAGGUUUUGCUGACUAUCACCAAGCACACACCUAUAACAUAAUAAGAUCUUGGAAUCAAUAAAAUAAUGAGAUCAAGAUGAAUAA